This is a messenger RNA of Dalotia coriaria, 17814 nucleotides long. It is a transcript of the gene shot, whose product is annotated as dystonin-like protein short stop. Gene Ontology annotation, cellular component: hemidesmosome; intermediate filament; cytoplasm. Gene Ontology annotation, biological process: cytoplasmic microtubule organization; wound healing; intermediate filament cytoskeleton organization. NCBI's taxonomy places the organism in Eukaryota, Metazoa, Arthropoda, Insecta, Coleoptera, Staphylinidae. The coding region runs from base 582 to 17189 and encodes 5535 amino acids. Gene Ontology annotation, molecular function: microtubule binding; structural molecule activity; calcium ion binding. The record is from RefSeq and is a predicted model, not a curated record. The transcript has 37 exons.
GAGCAGCGCCGAACACACGGCGGCGUUCCCGAUCGGCAAGUCGUCCUACGUGGGCACGCGGUGCCGCAUAUGGCAAAUAUAAACAAAAGUGCAAUGAACAUUAUCGAAUCGCCGGCGAUUUCGGUGCGUGUUUGCGCGAUUUGCACGUUCACUGCGAGAGCGCCAUUAUCACACAACUCCUGCGUUGUGUGUACCGAACCUGAGUGUUUGUGCUGUGUAAGUGUACGUGCGUAAACUGUGUAUGUGUGUGAAUUGUGUAGUGUGUAGUGUAGAUAAGCACACUGCUCAAAAGUGCUCAAGUAGCGCGGAUUGCGUUUACCUGUUGACGUAAUGCAAAUUAUUACGUACAUAAGAUUUUGCCGACACAUGUGAUCGUUGAAUUCGCAACAAUCAAUUGCAAUUCAAUGCGACGAAUACAUUCCCACGAAAGCUCAACGCAACGAAAUUUUUAACACAAAUUAAAACUUAAGUUAUCAGUGAAGAUUUUGUGAUUCAUCUGGCGAAGGAUCACGAAGUCGAUUUUGAAAUAUAGUUUAAUAUAAAAAAAAGUUCAACAAGUUGAUUAAUGUGCCAAACGAGAGAUGUCAUCGACGCAGGCUUACUACAAAGAUCGGCUGGGCUUCGACCCCAAGGAGGAGGCGUACCAAGGGCCUAAUCAGAAGUACAGGAAGACGGAUGCAACGCAUCACAAACAGCAGCAGCCGUACGGCGAAGAUGUGCAGGACGGUUACGAGUUGAAUUUGACUCGGUUUAAAGACGAACGAGAUGCGAUCCAAAAGAAAACGUUUACGAAAUGGGUCAACAAACACCUAAAAAAGCAUUGGAAAUAUAUGAAGAACUACACAUGUCUUCACGUGUGUGUCGUUGUGAACAACUCCCCGUGCUGUCCACCUUCCGCUGGCAGGCAAAUCAGCGACCUGUUCGAAGAUUUACGGGAUGGGCACAAUCUUAUCUCGCUGCUGGAAGUGUUAACUGGCGAACAACUUCCGCGCGAGAGAGGUGUGAUGCGAUUCCAUAUGCUUCAAAACUGCGAAACUGUUUUGCACUUCCUGUACUGCAAGAAGAUCAAGUUGGUAAACAUCCGGUCUGAGGACAUUGUGGACGGAAAUCCCAAGCUCACACUCGGACUCAUAUGGACCAUCAUUCUGCAUUUCCAAAUUUCCGAUAUCGUCGUCGGCAAUGAGCAGAACAUUUCGGCACGGGAUUACUUGCUGCGAUGGGCGAAGAAGACGACGCACAAGUAUCCCGGCGUGCGAGUCAACGAUUUUACCAAGUCCUGGCAGGAUGGACUUGCUUUCACUGCGAUCAUCCACCGUAAUCGGCCGGAUCUGAUUGACUGGAGGCAGGCGCGACAACAGCAUGCUCGUCAGCGCAUGGAGACCGCUUUCUAUUUGGCAGAAAAGGAGUACGGAGUUACCAGAUUGCUCGAUCCUGAAGAUGUGGAUACUCAUGAACCUGAUGAGAAAUCACUCAUCACAUAUAUUUCAUCCCUCCAUGAAGUAUUCCCAGAGCCACCAGCGAUCCAUCCGUUGUACGACGCGAUGGCUCAGCAGAAAGCUCAGGAAUAUAGGGAACUGGCUUCGUCUCUGCAUUUGUGGAUGAGGGAGAAGACUAGUUUAAUGCAGGAUCGAUCAUAUCCGAACAACUUGAUCGAAAUGAAAAAGCUGGCUACGGAAUUAUCGCGAUUCCGCAGUGAAGAAUUACCACCGCGACAGCGCAAUAAACAUCACCUCAACCAAUUGUUCCGCGAAUUGGACAAAUACUUUAAGACAAUUGGUGAGAUCGACAUCGAACCCGAAUUGCAAAUCGACACGAUCGAACGCAAUUGGACGCGCCUGAUGGUGGCGUACCAAGAGCGCGAACGAUUCGUGAAUGAUGAAAUUAAGCGUCUGGACCGUCUGCAGCGUCUCGCCGAGAAAGUACAUCGUGAGAUCAAGCAGACGGACGCGAAUCUGGACGUUAUCGAACGACAUAUUGACGAAGAAUCUAGGCGUAUUGAUCGCAUGCAUCCACUGGAAGCGAAGCGCAUUGCUGACCAACUUGACGCUGAUCUGACGAAUGUUGAAACAACUAUUCAGUCACUUAUUACCGAUGUGCAUACACUUAUUAAUGGAAGGUAUCCGCAAGCUCCUGAUCUAGAGAAGCGCGUGAAGAAGUUACAUGAGCGCUGGGUGUCGAUGAAACACUAUAUGAUUCGCAAACUGGUUGAGCCGUUGGCGAAUAUCAGUUUCCCGAUUGAGGAGCGCACUGUCACCAAGCACAUCCGUACUGUGCAGGAGACGAGAAAUGUGGACACCAAUCCGCAUUUCCGUAGCCUGCAGGAGGCCAUUGAAUGGUGCAAGAUGAAGUUGAAACAACUGGUGGAGGCUGAGUAUGGAUCUGAUCUGGCGUCGGUUCAGCACGAGUUUGAUAUCCACCAGAGGGAACAUAAACAAGUGGAUAAUUUCCAUGCCAAGGUGGAUGUUUGCGUUAAGGGGCGUCAGUACUUUGGCGGAGAGGAGUUAAUUUUGUACAAUCAACACUUGAGCACUCUGCAAAAAGUAUACACCGAGUUGGUUUCCGAAUCCAACAAUCGCAUGAGUGAAUUGGAUAGUCUGCUGGACUUUAUCAAGUCAGCCACCAACGAGUUGCAGUAUCUCAACGAGAAAGAAGAAAUUGAAGUACUCAGGGAUUGGUCUGAUACGCAAAUGAAUUUGACAGCUGUUGAGAAGUACUACGAGCUAAUUUAUGGGAGUGGCGGAGAGUCAUUGAUGAGCGAAUUAGAAAAGAGAGAAAUCCAAUUCGGGUCUGUGCAAGACCGUGGCGAGAGCCUAGUGUUCCAAAAUCAUCCAGCGAGCAAAGCUAUCGAAGCGCACAUGUCGUCCAUGCAAGCGCAAUGGGCGUGGAUCUUGCAGCUCACGCAUUGUUUGGAGGAGCAUUUGAAAAACGCUCAGAUCUACCAGGAUUAUUACAAGAAUGUAGCACAAGCCGAAAAGUGGCUCAAAGACAAAAACGACACGCUGAACAAUGAAUACAGUCAAAGCGAAUUCACAUUGGACCAAGGUGAGCGCUUGUUGCAAGGAAUGCAGUCAUUGCGUGACGAGCUCAACGUGUUCGGCGACACUGUGCAACAGUUGGCCGCGCGUGCCGAGGAAGUAGUGCCAUUAAAACUACGCAGACAGCCUGUGACGAGGCCCAUCACUGUCAAAGCACUCUGCAGCUAUAAGCAGAACAACUUUGCCAUGGAGAAGAACAAAGAAUGCACUUUGACUGAUAAUUCUGGUCGCAUUAAGUGGAGAGUGCACAACGAUAAGGGCGUUGAAUGUCAAGUGCCAAGCGUAUGCUUUGUCAUCCCUCCUUUGGAUAAGGAAGCGCUGGACGCUGCCGACCGUCUGAGGAGACAAUACGAUAUGACUAUUCAACUCUGGCAGAAGAAACAACUGCGCAUGAGGCAGAAUAUGAUUUUCGCCACCAUCAAGGUAGUUAAGGGAUGGGAUUUGGCGCAGUUUAUUGCAAUCGGUGCCGAACAACGCAACGCAAUCCGUCGUGCCCUUAAUGACGAUGCCGAUAAACUUUUCGCUGAGGGCGAUCCAUCCGACCCGCAGUUGCGGCGUUUACGUCGCGAGAUCGAUGAGGUUAAUCGCCUGUUCGACGAACUCGAGCGACGCGCCAGGGCCGAAGAAGAGAGCAGAAAUCAGACGCGCAUUUUCAACAGUCAAGUGAGCACUUUGCUGCAGGCACUUGACGAAGCUGAGAGGAUCAUCAAUCAGAGAGUUAUUGCGCAUCUGCCAAGAGAUAUAGAUUCACUGCAGCAUUUGGUCCUGGAGCAUAAAGAAUUUGCGUCACGUUUGCAGAACUUAGAGGUUGAAAUAGACCAAGUGAAGGACACGUUCAGAAGCAUCACGUUAAAGACACCACAGCACAAGAAAGAUCUUGAGAAGGUGAUGAACAAAUGGAAGAACAUUUGCAAUAUUAGCAACUUGUACAUUGAGCGCCUCAAGUGUGUCGAGAUUGUUCUCACCGGAAUGGAGGAUGCUUCUCAAGUGAUUAGCGAUUUUGAAAGGAAACUUGCACUCUUCCACGAGCUGCCAAAUUCACGCAAGGCGUUGGAAAUGGUCCACGAUGACCUCUUGAAGCUGCAGUCUGCAGCUGGCCAACAACAGAUUGCCAUGGAUCAACUCAAUGAUGACUUUGAUAAUACGCGCCGCUUGACUGAAAAGUCUAGGCCGAACCAUCGCGGUCCGCAUAAUGACGUCAAGCGUCUGGAUGAAGACAUUCAAAAAUUGAACAAUCGCUGGAGCAACGUUUGCGCCCAGCUUGCAAAGUCAUUGAACGCCGUCGAGCAGGCAUACAACUUAUUAAAGAACUACAAGAAGGCCAAGGAAGUUGAAGAUGAAUGGAUUGAAGAACAGUACACCAAGUUGGAGACGAUGCAACCGUUGAUGCACAAACCUAAAGACAAUUUAGAAGCGACCCGAAAUCUUCUAAACACUGUAGUAGAACGUGCACCUAACAUAGAGAACGUCAACGACAAGGGAGGCCGCUUUAUCCGCGAAGGAAAGAUAUGGAGCAAAGCUCUGCAACGCUUCCGCGAACAAAUGCUGGAGUUUCAACCUUCGAUGGACGCUGAGCUGGCGAUGCAACCUAACAUUGGACCAACAGGGGCGGAUGCUACCGCCCAAGAACUGGAGCAGUUUAACGCCAAAUAUCAGUACAUCGUGGAUACGAUUUACGGCCGGCUGCAGGAGAUCGCUGCCAAAUGCCCCGGUGAUAUCGUCACUCUGAGACUCGUGGAGAGUAUGCAGCCAGCACCCUUCAGAACCUACAAAUCAGAAUUCCACAUGAGCUCCGGCACUGAACACACUUCAACAUUUACGACUACCACUCACUACAGCAAGCAAUAUGUGAAAACGAUGAAAAUUGAAAACGGUGCGCAUGAUACAAGCAUCGGCGAUCAUGUCGAUAACGUACGCAACGGCCGGUCGCACGAUAAAUUCACAUCGAAAACGCAUAUUACUCCCGAAACCACCCCCAUGGAAACAAUUCACUCACUGAAACGCGUUCACAAACAAACGGAAGAUAUUAUCUCCGAUCCGAUUAUUCAUACGGCCGGUAUUAAGAAUCCGUUCACCGGUGAACUGAUAAGCAUCAGCGAAGCGAUCGCUGCUCGUAUUCUCGACGUGCGCACCGGUAAGGUUGUCGUGCGACCGGAUGGCACGCAAAUGACCAUCGAUGAAGCGAAGAAGAUCGGUAUGAUUGAGCCGCUCAUCGCCGAAAGAUUGAACAGCCCUUGCGGGAUCAAGGGCGACGGGCAGAAUAAUAUGACACUGCUGGAAGCCAUACAAACAAAGAUCUACGACGCCGAGCAUGGCUCGCCCGAGUCCAACGAAAAGCGCAUCAAGCAAGCGGUCGAGGAGAGAUACAAACUGUGCGAUGAAACACUCACGAAAUUGUUGCAAUGGAUUUCCGAAAUCGAAAUCAAGAUUGCGUCCCUCGACGUUCUCAAAGAGGUGGACGAACAUUUGCGCAACCAGAUUAACACCACAAAGCAGGUGAAAGAUGACCUCGAACAACAUUCCGGCACCGUCUCCCAUUGCUUGGAUCAAAUUCGUCAGUUGGUACUAACGGCUGGUGAAAUUCUUUCAAAGAGCGAAGUUUCUACUCUUGAGCGUAAUGGCAAAAACUUGAAAACGCGCUAUGACAAAUCUCAAGAUCGCACAGAUCGUCUCUUGAAGCGUAUGUUGUCUGCAAAUGAUGAGUUACAUAAGUUGAAUGGAGAGCUGACCAACUUCUCCAACUGGCUGCACAAGGCUACCAGGGUUCUGGAAGAAAAAGAGCGAACGCUCGGUGAUUUGCAACGUCUUAAUGCCAGUGGCGACAGUAUUAAAGAAUUCGUCGCCGAUGUCAUCUCACAUCAAGCGGAUCUGAGAUUUAUCAACAUGUCUGCACAAAAGUUUGUUGAUGAUUCUAAAGAUUACCUUAAUAUCCUAAAUGAGUUCCGCACUACACUGCCAUCACGCUUGCCACAUUUGGAGCCGUUAUCUGCUCAGGAGUCUGCAGUUCGUAGCGAAGUCACAACUGUUGGUCAAAAAUAUCGCGAUCUUCUCAACAGAACCAACAUGUUGUCUGAUAGAUUGUCAGGUCUCGGAGGGCGCCAGAGAGAUUACAAUGACGCUUUAGAUAAAGCCCGCGCUUGGAUGCGUGAGGCCGAACCACGUGCCAACAAGAUUCUAAACGAACCCAUCGGAGGUGACCCGAGAACUUUGGAAGAACAAUUAAACAAGUCGAAGUCAAUGUAUAACGACUUUGUUGCUAACGGAAGAUUGAUUGACAGCGCUAAACAAAUGACCGCAGUGCUCAUCCAGAAUCUGGAAGGACAACUUUCGCCAUCCGAUAUUUCCAGAAUUGAAGAGCCAGUAAUUGAACUUGACCGCAAAUACAACCAAUUGAAGAAUGCGUUGAGCGAACGCUGUCAAGAACUGGAGACUGCUUUGGUGCAAUCACAGGGUGUUCAAGACGCUCUAGAUAAUAUUGUGUCUUGGUUGAAUGGUGCUGAAAAUGAAUUCAAGAAUAUUCAACGACCAGCGUCUUUGAUCAAAGAACAACUCGAAGAGCAAAUUCGUGAACAUCAAGUGUACCAAUCCGAUAUUGAAACACGCAUUUCUUCUAUCGAUUCCAUUUACAUGUCCGCUAGUGAACUGGUUUCUAGUUCUAGUAACACUCGUGUUGCCAAAAAGCUUGAAGAUAGACUCAAGGAUGCCAAAAACCGAUUUGAUAAAUUACUUGAGCGUACACAGAAACGCGGUGAAUUUUUGCACGAGGUUCAUGAACAACUCGUGCGCUUUGUUUCGCAGUCUGAUCAAUUCGAGAAGUGGUACUCUGGUAUCGUUGAUUUAAUUGAGUCUCGUGAAUUUGCCAAAUUAUCCUUGGAGGAAUCGUCCAUUAAGAUUCAAGAAAUUGCCUCUAAUCGUGACAGCAAACGAUCAUUGGUUGAACAAGCCAUUCAAGGCGGUAAGGAUUUAGUCAAUAAACGGGAUGUGACCGAUACAGCUCCUGUCAGGGACCGUGUUAAGUCUAUGGAGAAUCAUUGGAGGGAUUUGAACAACCUUCUUGAUGAAAAGUACAAGCUCUCGAAGCAACGUUCCGAACAACUUCAAGCGUAUGACAAUCUGCGCCUGAAUAUUAACGAUUGGUUGAGCAAGAUGGAAGCACGCAUUGCUGGAUUAGAUGUGAUUGCACUUGAUGUCCAGGUCAUCCAAAAACAACACGAUGAAUUGAAACCCAUUGCCAAGGAGUUCCGUGAUUUUGCUUCAACCAUUGAUAAGAUCAAUGAUGCUGGAAAUAUGUACGAUAGUUUGAUCCGCGGCGAACGUACUGGUCAACGAUACAGUCCUGUAAAGCGUACAAGUCCCUUGCGACAUGAUGGCAGAUCUCCAUCUCCUACCAAGGCCUUGAGCCCACUGUCACCCAGUGGUUCCAGUGGUUUCUCAUCUCGGCGCUCUAGCCAAGAUGGUUUCCACCUUGAAGAGCUUUCCCCGAUCCAACAACAACUGGCCGAAAUUAAUAACCGUUACAAUUUGGUAGGCGUGAAGAUUAAUGAUCGCCAGAAUGAAAUCGACACCACUCGUGAUGAAGUCAAGAAACAAUUGGAUAAUUUGAAAACACUUAGCGCAUUUUUGGACAAAGUUCAGAGGAAUAUGCCCAAAGACAUUAUACCAUCCAGCAAAGAUGAAGCAGACAAAAUAAAUAGGCAACUGAAACAGAUCCUCGAGGAAAUGUAUGAGAAGCAAUCACUGGUUGAUUCCACCAAAACUCAGAUUAAGGAGCUUAUCCGCAAGAAGCCAGGCGCUAUCGGAGCUAACAAUUUGAACGAUGCUGUGGAUGAUAUUGUCGCUAGAUGGAAGACUUUGUAUGACCUUUGCAAAGAACGCAUUCAAUUCAUGGAAGACCUUAAGGACUUCUUGGAAACUCAUGAUUCUUUAUCAUCUUGGUUGAGUUCCAAGGACCGCAUGUUCACCGUGCUUGGUCCGAUUUCUAGCGAUCCCAGAAUGGUCCAAUCUCAAGUUCAACAGGUACAAGUCCUUCGCGAAGAAUUCCGUACUCAGCAACCACAAUUGCAACAUUUGAUCGAUGUUGGUGACAAUAUCUUGGCGGUAGCCAACCCUAACUCUCCUGAUGGAAGAAAGAUCAAUGACAAACUCGCAACGAUUCAAAAACGCUGGGCCGAUUUACUGGCUAAGCUUGAAGAGCGCGCUGAUUCUCUUGGCGCUGCCGCUGAUACAAGUCGCGAGUUUGACGCUCAAUUGACUCGUCUGAGGGAUGCACUUCAAGGUAUAUCCGAUGCUUUGGAUGAACUUCCACUCGAUAAAGAUCCUGAGGAGCAAUUACGCAAGAUUGAGAACUUGGAAAGGCAGUUAGAAGGACAACGACCACUCCUGGCUGAUUUGGAGACAGCCGGUGCUCAAUUGUGUGAAGUGUUGAGCGAUCCAGCGUCAAGGGCUGACAUUCAAGCCAAAUUAGCAGCAAUCGGUCGUCAAUACAACGCUUUGCAGAAGAAACUUGACCAUCGUAAGGCUGAGAUUGAGAACAUGCUACGUGAUGGCAGGCAAUUCGAAGAAUCUUGUGCCAAGACAUUGGGCUGGCUUUCGGACGAGCUGGGAAGCCUUUCUGAACGUUUGCUAGUAUCCGCUGAUCGUGAUAUCCUUGAACAGCAAGCUGCGCAACAUGAACCCUUCUACAGGGAAGUUAUGUCACGCGAGCAUGAAGUCAUUAUGCUCCUCAACAAAGGUCGCGACCUUCUUGCUAAGAGCAACAAGGCUGACACACGUAAUUUGCAAAGGGAUCUCGAUAAGAUUCAACAACACUGGGACAAAUUGCGCAAGGAGACAGUCGAUCGCCACACCAGACUGCAAACCUGUAUGGAACACUGCAAAAAGUACUACCGCUCUUUGGAUGCAUUCCUUCCAUGGCUGCGACAAGCAGAGGAUAAACUGGAUAGCUUAAGACCAAGCUCAUUCCAACGUAAGCACAUUGAUAAACAACUGAAGGAAUUACAAGCGUUCAGAAAUGAUGUCUGGAAGAAAUCUGGAGAAUACGAGAACACCCGUACCCUUGGUGAUACUUUCAUUUCUGCUUGCGAUAUUGACAAAGAAGUGGUUAACAAUGAAAUGUUGACUUUGAAGGAACGAUGGGAUAAACUCAACAACGAUCUUUCACUGCGUACCCAAGCAUUGGAAGAACAAGCAAGGAAGUUGCAAGAUUUUAACGAGAAUAUGCGUGAUUUGCAGCAUGGUCUCGAACGUUGCGAAGAUAAACUUGCUUCCCAUGAUUCCCUCGGUGGUGCGGCUAGAGAUCCUAAACUACUAGACAGGAUUAAGAAUCUUAAGGACGAAGUUAAUGCCUUGAUGAAGCCGUUGCAGACAUGUAAACAACAAGCCACAGAUUUGUACCAUGAAGCUAAGGAAAGUGGCAUUGACGGUCAUCACUUGGUCGAUGAGGUCGACGCUCUUGGCGACCGGAUUCAAGAACUACAAGGCAAGUUGGACGAUAGAUGUUCAGAUUUGCAAUCAGCCGCAACUGCUGUUACCCAAUUCAAUGAGCAAGUCAAGGCCUUGUCACAUGACUUGUCAGCUCUGGAAUCUGAAUUAGAUGGAAUGAAACCACCUGGAAGAGAUGUGAAAGUAGUGCAUCAACAGAUUGAUGAUGUUGGACGUUUUGGUCAAAAGCUUAACAAGGCUGCUGAUGAUGUGAAUAAAGCCAUUUCGGCUGGCGAACGCUUGGUUGAUAAUGGCUUUGCUCCAGACACAGCACAAACACGCCAUCAAGUUGAUGGAUUACGUCGCCAGUUAGCAAAAUUAGACGACAGGGCCAAGGCACGUGAACAGAAACUAGAGACCAUCUUGAAAAAACUUGAGAACUUCUUUAUGGUGCACUCUAAUGUGAUGGACAACAUCCAAGACGCUUCUGAGGAAUUGCGUAAAAUGAAACCUGUUGGUACUGAUGUGGAGACUAUUAGAGCGCAACAACAAGAAAUGAAGAGGAUACGUGCCAAAACCAUUGAUGCACUUGGAAAGAAUGUCGAUGAAUGUAACCGAAGUGGUCAAGGGCUUAUUCAAUCCGCUGCUCCUGGUGUGAGUACAUCCACCCUGGAGAAAGAACUUGAGAAGAUGAACGAUUUAUGGAAUAACUUGAAGGAGCGUUUGAAUGAACGAGAAAGGCGCCUGGAUGUUGCGUUGUUGCAAUCCGGCAAAUUCCAAGAAGCUUUAGAUGGAUUAGCUAAGUGGCUCACUGACACUGAAGAACUUGUGGCAAAUCAAAAACCACCUAGUGCGGAUUACAAGGUCGUCAAGGCACAGCUGCAAGAACAGAAGUUCUUGAAGAAGAUGCUUCUGGAUCGACAAAAUUCGAUGUCUAGUCUGUUUAGCAUGGGAAAUGAAAUUGCCAAGGAUGCUGAUCCAGCAGAAAGGAGAGCAAUUGAGAAACAACUUAAAGAUUUAAUGGGACGUUUUGAUGCGUUGACUGAGGGAGCGCAAAGACGUACACUCGACUUGGAACAAGCCAUGAAAGUGGCUAAAGAUUUCCAGGACAAACUCAUUCCCCUUCAAGACUGGUUGGAUCGCAGCGAGAAAAAGAUCAAGGAUAUGGAACUUAUUCCCACCGAUGAAGAGAAAAUUCAACAACGUAUUCGGGAACAUGAUGCUUUGCACGCUGAGAUUAUUCGAAAACGCACCGAGUUUUCAGAGUUGGCUGACAUUGCAGCCAAUCUCAUGUCGCUUGUGAGUGAAGAUGAAGCUUCGACUGUCGCUGAUAAAUUGUCUGAAGUUACCGAUAGAUAUGGUCUUUUAGUAGAAGCUAGCGAGGAAGUAGGCAGACUUCUAAACGCCUCCCGCCAGGGUCUAAGACACUUAGUACUCACAUAUCAAGAUCUUGCUGGCUGGAUGGAUGCGAUGCAGCAGCGUUUGGGCAGAUACAAAGUCUUGGCUGUUCAUACUGAAAAACUCCUAGAACAGAUGGACGACUUGACCGGAUUAACGGAAGAAAUUGCAAGCAGGCAGAACGAUAUUGACGGAACUGUCGAUGCGGGUGUGGAACUCAUGAAACACAUUUCGUCCGACGAAGCUAUUCAACUUAAAGACAAACUUGACUCAUUGCAACGUCGUUAUAACGAUCUUACUACACGCGGAUCUGACUCGCUAAAACACGCUCAAGAUAUGCUACCAUUAGUCCAACAAUUCCACAACAAUCACAACAGAUUGGUUGAUUGGAUGCAAGAUGCCGAGGCGAUCUUACAAUCUGGUGAUAGCAAUGAGGGAGACAUCGCGCGUUUGGAAGUUGAUUUACAGGAAUUGCGCCCAGUUUUGGAAACAAUCAAUUUGGUUGGUCCACAAUUGUGCCAAGCUAGUCCAGGUGAAGGUGCAUCGACCAUUGAAGGUUUGGUGACAAGGGACAAUCGUCGCUUUGAUGCUAUUGCCGAACAAAUCCAACGUCGCGCAGAGAGAAUCCAUCUGGGCAAACAAAGAGCGUUGGAAGUCACUUCCGAUAUUGAUGAGUUGCUGGAAUGGUUCCGCGAUGUUGAAAACCAAAUCCGCGACGCUGAUAAGCCGUCCGCCGAUCCGGACGUAAUUCGUGUGCAACUGAAGGAACACAAAGCGCUUAAUGAUGAUAUUUCUAGUCAAAAAGGACGCGUACGCGACGUUCUCUCCACUGCUAAGAAGGUGUUGCGCGAAUCUCCGCCGAGCGAAGACAUGUCACUUAUUCGCGAAAAGAUGGAAGACUUGCGCGAAGCAAUGGACACCGUUUCAGCGCUGAGCAGUGACCGUCUGGGCGUUUUAGAACAAGCGCUCCCACUUGCCGAACAUUUCCACGACACUCACGCCGUUUUGGCCAACUGGUUGACUGACAUGGAAGAACAAGUAUCUAUGUUGUCUAUGCCCGCGUUGCGACCAGAUUUAAUUGCUCAACAACAAGAUCGCAAUGAGAUGUUCCUGCAAUCGAUCAAUGAACACAAGCCACUGGUUGACAAACUGAAUAAGACCGGCGAAGCUUUGAUUCGCCUUUGCACGGAAGACGAUGGCAGUAAGGUACAGGACUUAAUCGACAGCGAUAAUAGUCGGUAUGCUGCGCUUCGUCAAGAAUUGCGCGAACGUCAACUAGCUCUCGAGCAGGCGUUACAGGAAAGCUCACAGUUCUCCGACAAACUGGAAGGGAUGCUUCGUGCUCUUUGCAAUACUGCAGAUCAGGUCAACAAUCAGGAACCAAUCUCGGCACAUCCACCAAAGAUUCGCGAUCAAAUUGAAGAUAACGAUGCACUUAUUGGUGAUCUCGAUAAGCGCAAGGAAGCUUAUGCGGCGGUCAAGCGCGCUGCUGAUGAUGUGAUUAACAAGGCUGCCAAUCGCGCGGAUCCUGCUAUCAAGGAUAUUAAACGUAAACUUGAUAAGCUGAAGACCCUUUGGGAUGACGUGCAGAAGGCAACUAACACGCGCGGCAGAUCUUUGGAUGAUGCUUUGAAGGCAGCUGAGAAGUUCUGGAAGGAAUUGCAAGCGGUUAUGGUUCAACUUAAAGACCUGGAAGAUUCACUACAAACUCAAGAACCGCCCGCGGUGGAACCGAAGGCAAUUCAGAAGCAACAAGUUGCCCUGCAGGAAAUUAGACAUGAAAUUGAUCAUACAAAGCCUCAAGUCGAACAAGUUCGUUCUUCUGGUGUCAAAUUGAUGCAACUUGUUGGCGAACCUGAUAAGCCCGAAGUUAAGAAACACAUUGAAGAUUUGGAUAAUGCUUGGGAUAACAUCACUGCCUUGUACGCCAAGCGCGAAGAAAAUCUUAUUGAUGCCAUGGAGAAGGCAAUGGAGUUCCAUGAAACUCUUAGGAAUUUGUUGGAGUUCCUUACAAAGGCAGAAACUAAAUUUGCCAACAUGGGACCACUUGGCACAGACAUUGACGCCGUUAAGAAGCAAAUCGAUCAACUCAAGAAGUUUAAGGCUGAGGUCGACCCGCAUAUGGUUAAGGUUGAAGCUUUGAAUAGGAGUCUUAUAAGGCAAGCCCAAGAACUAACGGAGCGAACCUCUGCUGAUCAAGCUGCGUCCAUUAAAGAACCUCUCAUUGCUGUUAAUCGCAGAUGGGACGAGCUUUUGCGUGGUGUUGUGGAACGUCAGAGACAGCUUGAAAACGCGCUGUUGAGAUUGGGUCAAUUCCAGCAUGCUUUGAACGAGUUGCUGGUAUGGAUUAGCAAGACCGACAAGACUCUGGACGAACUUAAGCCUGUUGCUGGUGAUCCGCAAAUCCUGGAAGUUGAACUGGCCAAACUUAAAGUGCUGAUCAACGACAUUCAAGCACAUCAGACUAGUGUUGACACUCUUAACGAUGCUGGCAGACAAAUUAUUGAGAGCGGUGACGAUGAAGCUUCAGUCACUCAAGACAAGUUGAACACGCUUAACAGUCAUUGGAAAAAUCUCAUGCAAAAGGCUGCCGACAGGCAACGCGAGUUAGAGGAUGCCUUGACGGAAGCUCAACAAUUUAAUGCUGAAAUUCAAGAUCUUCUCAGCUGGUUGGGUGAUGUUGAUGGUAUUAUUGCCGCAAGUAAACCGGUGGGCGGUCUGCCAGAAACGGCAAGUGAACAAUUGGAGCGAUUCAUGGAAAUCUACACUGAACUUGAAGAUAACAGACCCAAGGUUGAAACAGUUCUUGCCCAAGGACAGGAAUAUCUUAAGCGUGGUUCAAACGCUGCUUCCAACUUGCAGCAUAACUUGCGCACACUGAAACAACGAUGGGAUUCAGUUACUGCGCGUGCGAACGAUAAGAAGAUCAAACUUGAGAUUGCGCUUAAGGAAGCUACCGAAUUCCACGAGGCCCUUCAAGCAUUCGUCGAUUGGCUCACAAAUGCUGAGAAACAUUUGAGUAACCUGAAAUCAGUUUCCCGAGUUUUGGAAACCAUUCAAAAUCAAAUCGAAGAACAUAAACUUUUCCAGAAGGAUGUCAAUGCCCACAGAGAAAUCAUGUUAAACUUGGACAAGAAGGGAACACAUUUGAAAUAUUUUAGCCAGAAACAGGACGUGAUCCUUAUUAAGAACUUGCUCAUCAGUGUCCAGCACAGAUGGGAACGCGUAGCGUCCAAAUCUGCUGAGCGCACUCGCGCAUUAGAUCUUGGAUACAAAGAAGCCAAGGAGUUCCACGAUUCAUGGUCUGGUUUGAUGAAUUGGCUUGACGAAACGGAAGCUCAGUUAGACGAACUCAAAGAUUCCAUUGGCAACAAUCCAGAUGUUAUUAAAACUCGUCUUGCAAAACAUCAAGAAUUCCAACGGGCCCUGUCCGCUAAACAAGCUACUUACGAUAGUACCAUGAAAAUGGGCAAGUCACUCAAAGACAAAGCUACUAAGAACGAUGAGCCAACUCUGAAACAGAUGUUAGUUGAAUUGAAGAACAAGUGGACGUCAGUCUGCAACAAGAGUGUCGAUCGGCAGCGUAAACUUGAAGAAGCGUUGUUGUAUUCUGGUCAGUUUAAGGAAGCCAUUGCUGCAUUGUUGCAAUGGCUGAAGCGUGUUGAAAAGGAUUUAUCAGAAAAUCGACCACUACAUGGAGAUUUGGAUACUGUUAACCAUCUGUUGGACCAACAUCGUCGUUUUGAACAAGAUCUUGAAGCGCGCAACGUACAAAUGGAAUCUGUUAUGCGCACUGGCAAUGAGCUACAAUUGAAAGCUAGUGUUUCGGAUGCUUCUGCAAUUAGAACACAAUUGACUGAACUCACUAGUUUGUGGGAUUCGGUAAGUACGCUGACAACCCGGAAAGCCAGCAGACUAGAAGAAGCCCUUCGAGAAGCGGAACGUCUUCACAAAUCCGUACACAUGUUGCUCGACUGGCUCACCAACACUGAAAUGAAACUGAGAUUUGCCGGAAAUACACCAGAGGAUGAAGCAUCUGCAUACGAACAAUUGGACAUUUUAGAGAAGGUCAGACAGGAACUCAUCGAAAAAGAGAUUGAGAAAGACAGGACUCUAGAGUUAGCCCAUUCCGUAUUGGCCAAAGCUCAUCCUGAUGCCGUGCAUGUAAUCAAGCAAUGGAUCACCAUUAUCCAAUCGCGCUGGGAAGAGGUUUCUCAAUGGGCGAAGCAACGAUAUGACAAACUAUCAAGUCACAUGCAGUCGCUCAAGGACUUGGAUGAAUGUCUCGAAGAACUUUUGGCGUGGUUGCUUGGUUUAGAAAAUACACUAUUGUCUUUGAAGCAGGAAGAACUACCAAUGAGUAUACCAGCUACCGAAAGACUCAUUGCUGAUCACAAGGAAUUGAUGGAGAAUACCCAGAAACGACAAAUUGAGGUCGACAGGGUCUGCAAGGCGCGUCAAAUUAAAGUGCAAACUAAAGACUCCAAGAAGUACAUCAAGGGAAAACUGCCAAUUAGAGGAUCACAGCAUGAUUUACGUGAAACCUCACCUGAUUAUGGCAAACUCGGCCGUAAGCAAAGCUUCAAAGGUUCACGCGACUUGUACACCGGACGCAGCAGGAUCAGCCCAUCCAGGGAAUUCAGCCCAGAUCCGCAGUUGCCUCAUUAUGGACCUAGAUUCCCAAGCGCCGAACCUGAGUUCAAGAGCCCAAGGGUAAAACUUUUGUGGGACAAAUGGCGCCACGUUUGGAUGUUGUCCUGGGAACGACAGAGACUUUUGCACAACCAUUUGGCUUACCUCAGGGAGAAGGAACGUGCUGAUAACUUUGUAUGGGACGAAUGGAGGAAGCGCUUCCUGAAGUUCAUGAAUCAUAAGAAGUCCAGACUCACUGACUUAUUCAGAAAAAUGGAUAAGAAUAACGACAAUCUUAUUCCGAGGGACGAUUUUAUUAACGGCAUCAUUAAUACUAAAUUUGAUACCAAUCGAUUUGAAAUGAAGGAAGUUGCUGACAUGUUCGAUAGAAACAAUCGCGGUCUGAUUGACUGGAAGGAGUUUAUCGCUGCUCUCAGACCCGAUUGGGAAGAGAAGAAACCUGAUAAUGACGCUCAAAAGAUACAUGACGAAGUCAAACGUCUUGUUAUGUUAUGUACCUGUCGCCAGAAAUUCCGUGUGUUCCAAGUUGGAGAAGGAAAAUACAGAUUCGGUGACAGCCAAAAGUUGCGACUGGUUCGUAUUCUUCGUAGUACCGUGAUGGUGCGCGUUGGGGGUGGAUGGAUCGCAUUAGACGAAUUCUUGUUGAAGAAUGAUCCUUGCCGAGCUAAGGGCCGCACCAACAUUGAGCUCCGCGAACAGUUCAUCCUGGCCGAUGGUGUGUCGCAAUCCAUGACCGCAUUCAAGCCGAAGACAUCGGCUUCUUCACCUGCCUCCGGUUCGUCCGCUACCUCUUUGCGUACGUCGCAAGGACCAAUCACCAAGGUACGAGAGCGUUCAGCCAAGUCGGUGCCAAUGUCCGGCAGCAGCUUUCCCCGAUCAUCCAAGUCCAACUUGUCAGCUGGAACGCCGGAUUCUCUCUCCGACACCGAAGGUCCGUCCUACAGGACCCCGCGCAAAUCCUCGUACCGAUCAACUCUCACUCCUGGGGACUCUCGUUCCAACUCGAGACCCACUUCAAGAACUGGCAGCCGACCAGGAAGCAAACCACCAAGUCGUCACGGUUCCAACUUGUCUCUUGACAGCACUGAUGAUACACCAUCUCGCAUUCCACGAAGAACGUCGGCGAUGUCUGGACGAUCUGGUAGCACAGCAUCAUCUUCUGCACGAAGGUUGAAUACAAACGGAACAUCUUUAUCACGUCCUAGGACGCCAACAGGAUUAGUUUCUCCUGGCAGUCCAUCAGCAAGAUCAUCUGGCAUACCACGAGCAUCCAGUAUUCCAACCCUAACAACAAUAUUAACGCCCAGGUCUCGCAUUCCGAUUUAUAAAGGAAAUUCGGGUGACUCUGAUUUACAGUCACUAUCAACCUCUAGCUCUUGUUCUGUAUCUUUAUCAUCGGGUACGAAGUCUUCAAAUUCAAAAAUACCUAUACCGAAUAGGACUACCACUACCAAAACCAGGAAUCUAUCUACUUCUAACGCUCCAAUUUUGCGAACCGCCUCUAGAACACGAACACCUUCGGGAUCUAACACCCCGGUACCGGCUGGCGUUCCUACCGCCGCUUCAAGAUUAUUGCGGCGACCAUCUGGAGCUGGAGAUACGCCGACAGGACAACAGAAAAAUCAACAACAUCGUCAACAAAGCCAGCAUGGCUAUAAUUGUAACACUUUUGGUUUACACUAACAAUUCCAUUCUAACUGACUGACACUUUAGGAGUAUAAUUACGCAUAUUUUUCUAUUUAUAAAUGUGUAAAGAGUAUUUAAGGAAACGCCUGCAAAUCUUUGCCAGCGUCUUGUUAAAAUCGCCAGUUUAACAUGGCGCUUGCAAACAUCUGGAACAGGUCAAACAAGAAAACGAAAAUGAAGAAAGUUACACUAAAAUCGGAUACACGAUUACUUACAUUUUUUAUUUAGAUUUGGUUUUGUGUACGUAAUCUGUUAUAGUUGCCAUAUUUAACAAAAUCAAUUUUGUUUUUAAUUAAUAAUUAUUUGGAAUAAUUUAAUUUAUUUAUGAUUUAUAUUUUAUUUCUAGAAGAAUUGUUCACGAUUUUGUUAAAAUUGUAUAAAGGAAAGUCAGAUUGUUCCAAUAUCAUAUAAUCGCAAUCUUCUAAAACAAUUGGUACUUUUUAAAGAAGAGCGAUCACAAGUAUUUGUAAAGUACAUACAUUGUAAUCUGUCCAAUUCUUUUGCAAAUCGCCAGUUGCAUUUGAGUUGGAAUAAGUCAUUUGAUAAAAUUUGAGGUAUUUAUAAAAGAUUUGCUUGUAUUAUUUAACUAAGAUUGUUAUUUAAUAAACUAAAUUUUAUUAAA